UCAAAUCCUUAAUUACAUUCUUCUUCCUCAGUAGAAUCUCUGCAUCUACCUAGCUCGAUCGAUUGAUCAUGUGCCAAGAGGAGAAGUCGGCGGGGCCCAGUUGGCCGCACCCCGCCAGCCUCAUCGGCCGUAUCGCCGGCAUGGCGCUGGCGGUGGCGGCCGCGACGGUCAUGGCCGCGGCGAGCGAGUGCACCGUCUACGCUGCCUACGGCGCGCGCCCCCGCACCGUCACGUUCAGAGACUUCCCGGCUUUCGUGUACCUGGUGGUGGCGACCGCCAUCGCCGCGACCCUGGAGAUGAUCGCCAUCUUCCUGAGCGCGUGGAAGAAGGGCAAGGACAAGACGGCAAGGAAGCUCCUGCCUGUCCUCGCCGUGGCCGUACCGGCGCUCCUCUAUUCGUCAGCCGGCGCGGCGAUCGCCGUCGGCUGGGACAUAUCCUACUGCGCGGCCAACGGCCGGCGCCUAAGCGUCUGCGGCAGAAACGAUAGUGGCGGUUUCUGCGCACGGGUGCACGCGUCCAUGUGGCUCUCGCUCGGCGCGGCCGUCGUGGUGUCCGCCGCCGAGUGGGCGACAUUGCAAGGGAACCACGGCGGGUCGGACUCGGACUCCGACUCGGACUCCGUUUGUUGCCAUUGCAAGCAUUAGUAGGUGUCCUUUUUAUUACCUUUUAUUUUUAUCAAUCAAGAGCUAUAAUUAUUUUUAUUAGUGUGAUUAAGUAAUUUUUUUGUGCGAAAGUGUGAUUAGGUAAUUUGAUUUGCCAUUUCUUGAUUAAUAGCCACUUGGUGGCCCAUUUGUAUGUACACAUUUUCAUCGUGAACUUGUUGCAACAUUGUUAAGUUGUCUACGGUGGGUUCCUUUUGAAUUUUUAUGAACUUGUUUUAGCGUAAGA
Phragmites australis (common reed) is the source of this 888-nucleotide messenger RNA. RefSeq names its product CASP-like protein 1U4. The transcript has 2 exons. The record is from RefSeq and is a predicted model, not a curated record. Lineage: Eukaryota; Viridiplantae; Streptophyta; Magnoliopsida; Poales; Poaceae. Bases 69 to 644 code for a protein of 191 amino acids.